AGGGAUAUUCUAGUCAUUUAAGUACCCGCCAAAAAGAAACUUGCCGGAUUUAUUUUUUUAAUGUUCGUCAACCAACAACCCCCUCCUAAACCCAACACAAAAACAUCCUUCCUUUGAUAAACUUUCAAAAUUCUGACCACCACUACCCACAAACAUGUCCACCACCACUCCCACUCCCACCACCACAACCACAACCUCAUCGCAAAUUCUUCAACAGACAAGAACAUUCAUUACAGAAAUCCUCUCCGAACCAGCUCUCCGUCAAGAAAUUAUAUCAAACAUCUGCCGGAAAAUCAAUAAAAAAUCUACACUGAAUUCACUAAAUAAUGCAGCUGAUGCACUCGAAAACGCAAUCUCUUCAACCAACUCUACAACUACCCGAUACUCGUACCUCCGGUUAUCCGAUAAAAUCAUCCAAUCCUUCCGCGAGAACAAUCACAACUGUUUCUCUCUUUUUCUACAAUCACUAAUUUACAGUCUCCGUCAUCAACAUAUGGAUGCAGCAAUCUCUGUUCUUGAUGUUUUUUACACUGAUCCGUUACUAGCUAGAACUGAGAUUUCCCCGUCCAUUUUCGAAAAUCUUUUUUUAUUCUAUUUGAUUCCGGUUAUUCAAUUUCUUAAUGAACAAAAAACAAGAAUUUUACCAUCCCAAGAUUUUCAGCUUAGUAGAAAUAUUCAACGGUUGAGAUCGAUUUCUACUUCGGUAUCCGGAACCAGGACUUUAUCUAGAAUGAGUGAAGAACAAAGAGUGAAACUAAAGAGAGUAGAGAAAGAAUAUGAACUAGUUCUUGAUGAAAAUUGCAAAAAUCUUGUUUUGUAUUUCAAACAAAUACUUAGAAAUAGAGACCAUGGAAAUGCUGAGAUCGGUUCUGAUCCUCCUCCUCCUCCUCCGGUGAUAGUUCUUACAAACAAGAAAAUUGAAGAUGAUGAUGCUGAUAGUGAAGAUGGAGAUCCAAAAGGGAAAGUUGCAAUGGAUGAGGAAACUGGAUUCGGAUACGGACGGUAUAAUCCAAUAUGGGCAGAAAGAGGAGAUGAAAGAUCACUGGAAUUUUAUAGCAGAAAUAAUAGUGCUACUACUAGUACAAGUACUUCUCCCAUUAUUUACCCACAAAGAGUUUCUGCACAGUUCUUCACUAACCAAAUUACUACUUCGAGAUUGAAUUCAUUCAAGGAAGGUAAUUUGGAGUCGAACCCGUCUUCGGAUUAUGAUUCUUCUUCAUCUUCUUCGGAAUCUGAGCAAGAAUUAGAGGAAAACAACAGAAAACAAACAUUGUUUGAAGAAAACAAGACUGAAUUGCAAAAACAGAAGCAACCUAUGGUUGACACAUCCAGCUGUUCUGGUAGUCCAGUAAUGGAAGGAGACUCUUCUCCUGGUAGUGGAGAAAAACAUACUCCUCCCAAAGAUUUUGUUUGUCCCAUAACUAGUAAUAUAUUUGUUGAUCCUGUAACACUUGAAACGGGUCAUACUUACGAGCGAAAAGCGAUUCAAGAGUGGGUUGAGAGGGGUAAUUCUACAUGUCCCAUUACGCGUCAGAAGUUGCAGAGCACACAAUUGCCCAAAACUAACUACGUCUUGAAAAGGCUAAUUGCUAGUUGGCAAGAAAAGAAUCCUAGGCCUAUCCAUAUCCAACCUAGUAAUUCAAUUUCAAAACCCGAUCAAAUUGUGUUGGAUGCCAUGAAAUCUUUGCUGUCUCCGACAAGUGUAAUCAGCCAGGCUAACAUUGAUGGUACAAUUAACGAGCUACCUCUUGCUAUUGACCGUCUUUGUAUGUCAGAAAUUCUGAGUGAAUCUGAAGCAGCUGUUUUACAAAUUGAACGGUUUUGGUGUGGAGCUGAAAAGGAUUUUGAUAUUCAAAAUAUGUUAUCAAAACCUGCUGUCAUUAAUGGGUUUGUGGAGAUUCUUUUCAAUUCCGUUGAUCCUAAGGUAUUGAGGACUGCUGUGUUUCUCCUUACUGAGCUGGGAUCACGGGAUAAAAACGUCAUUCAGACGCUUACUAGAGUUGACUCAGAUGUGGAUUGUAUUGUUGCUCUUUUCAAGAAAGGUCUAAUUGAAGCUGUUGUGUUGAUUUAUAUGCUAAGGCCUUCUACGGCGAGCCUAUUUGAGAUGGGUGUGGUUGAAUCCUUAGUUACUGUCGUGCAGCAGAAAGAAGAAGAUAUGUUUGAGUUGUAUUUGAAACCAAAAACUGCUUCAGUGCUUCUUUUGGGUCAAAUUCUUCGUAAAGGUGAGGAAUCUAAUAAAUCAUCAACAGUUGUUCAGAGCAUCAUUUCUUCAAAUGCGGUUGGAAGUGUGGUCGAGAGGUUGCAGGCUGCACAUGCAGAAGAAAGGAUUUCAGCAGUUAGAAUUUUGCUUAGAUGCAUGCUGGAAGAUGGGAAAUGUAGAAACGUAAUUGCUGAUAAGGCUGAACUGGCUCCUAUCUUGGAGAGUUUCACUGGAUCAAAUGAUGGUGAAAAAUUCGAGAUAAUUCAUUUUCUUAGCGAGUUGGUAAAACUAAACAGGAGGACAUUCAAUGAGAAGCUUCUCCAUAUUAUAAAAGAUGAAGGUGCUUUCAGUACAAUGCAUACUCUCCUUAUUUAUCUGCAGAGCACAAAUCAGAAUCAAUCCCCCAUUGUUGCCGGUCUCCUUCUUCAACUUGAUAUUCUUGUAGAGCCAAGAAAAAUGAGUAUUUACCGUGAGGAGGCUAUAGAUGUUCUGAUUUCUUGCCUCAAAAAUGUUGAAUUUCCUCGCUCUCAAAUAGCAGCUGCUAGUACAAUUGUUUCCCUUCAAGGGAGAUUCUCUUACUCUGGGAAGCCACUUGCUCGAACUGUUCUUCUCAAACAUGCAGGAGUUGACAAAAAACGCACAAACUUUAGGCGAACUGAACAGUAUAGCCAAACUUUGAGCGCAUCUGAAGACAACUUGGAAGAUGAAAAUGCUGCAGAUGAAUGGGAAAGAAAAAUGGCUUUUGUUUUAGUCAGCCAUGAAUUUGGUCUUUUGUUUGAAGCAUUAGCGGAAGGUCUAGAGAGCAAAUAUGCAGAAGUAGCAUCUGCGUGUUUUGUGUCGGCCACAUGGUUGUCAUAUAUGCUAGCAAUUCUACCAAACACGGGAAUACGAGGAGCUGCUCGAUCUUGCUUGUUAAAGCACUUUGUCUCAAUAUUCAAAUCAACCAGAGACACUGAAGAUAAAGCUCUUGCACUGCUUUCUCUUAGGAGCUUUAGCCAUGACCCUGAAGGACUAGAGGAAUUAACUCUCCACAUGAAGGAUAUAUUCAAAGGUAUAAGAGAACUCAAGAAAACUUCAACCAUAGCAGCAGAGAUGCUAAAAGUUUUUGCAAAAGGACAAGAUUCUAGAACUCAAGAUCUUUGGACACAUAAAGAGUUAAUACAAGUAGAUUGCAGUAGUAAUGGUGAAGUUUCAUCCAUAGUUUGUUUCAACGACAAAAUUUUCUCAGGGCAUUCUGAUGGGACACUAAAGGUAUGGAGUGGUCACAGUAAACAUCUUCGUCUCAGUCAAGAAAGUCGAGAACAUUCAAAAGCAAUUACUAGCAUGACAGUUUUAUCAUCUGGGGAGAGACUAUACACUGGCUCACUCGACAAAACCAUAAGGGUGUGGUCCAUUGGGAAUGAUGCAAUACAUUGCAUACAAGUUCAUGAAGUAAAAGAACAGGUUAACAGUAUAUGUGUUGCCAAUACCAUUUCGUGCUUCAUUCCAAAUGGAGCUGGUGUAAAGGUUCACUCAUGGAAUGGAGAAACCAAGUUGCUCAACCCCAACAAGUAUGUUAAGUGCUUGAAACUUGUACAUGGGAAACUCUAUUGUGGAUGCAGUGAUGGUUGCAUUCAGGAAAUUGAUCUUGCUACCGGAACAAUAAGUACAAUUCAAACUGGUAGUCGGAAGUUACUAGCUAAGGCAACACCCAUCUAUGCCUUACAAGUCCGGAAUGGAUUAAUAUACUCUGCCAGUAGUCCUUUAGACGGAUCAGCUGUGAAGAUUUGGAGCACAUCGAACUUCAGCGUAGUUGGAUCACUUUCGUCUAGCAUGGAUAUACGAUCCAUGGCUAUAAGCUCGGAACUAAUUUAUUUAGGCUGCAAAACUGGAACUGUGGAAAUAUGGUGUAAAGAGAAACACACCAGAGUAGAAUCAUUACAAACCGGGACUAAUACUAAAAUUAUUUCGAUGGCUAUUGACAGUGAUGAAGAACAACUUGUUUUAGGAACUUCAGAUGGCAAAAUUCAGGUAUGGGGAAUGACCUGAACUGAAAGGCAGUAGAAUCAUGUCUAAGACCUCGACAACUUGAUUUUCAUUUUCAUUCAAUUCUUUAGGUAUUUCUAAAUCAUUCAUAUUGUCGGUAAACUAAUAAAUGUACAGUUAAAUUGAUUCUUAAGAAAUGACAUUUCCUGAAGGGGAUUUCCAA
Molecule: messenger RNA, 4388 nt
Organism: Papaver somniferum (opium poppy)
Lineage: Eukaryota; Viridiplantae; Streptophyta; Magnoliopsida; Ranunculales; Papaveraceae
Product: putative E3 ubiquitin-protein ligase LIN-2
Exons: 15
Coding region: 155-4228 (1357 amino acids)
Biological process (GO): protein ubiquitination
Molecular function (GO): protein binding; ubiquitin-protein transferase activity
Source: RefSeq, a predicted model, not a curated record